Messenger RNA from Dacryopinax primogenitus, 1091 nucleotides. RefSeq names its product NADP-binding protein. NCBI's taxonomy places the organism in Eukaryota, Fungi, Basidiomycota, Dacrymycetes, Dacrymycetales, Dacrymycetaceae. The transcript is spliced from 4 exons. Bases 51 to 1028 code for a protein of 325 amino acids. The record is from RefSeq and is a predicted model, not a curated record.
CCAGAUAUUCAUACCCAUCUCUCUCUAAACAACCCCUCAAUCAAACAACCAUGAGCUGCUCCUUCACCGCAAGCCAGAUCCCAUCACUUGAAGGAAAGGUAGCCAUCGUCACGGGCGCAACGCGUGGUAUCGGUGAGCAAACAGCACUCCAACUCGCGUUACACGGUGCCAAAGUCUACCUCGCGACGAGGAACGAGUCCAAGACGUCUGCACCUAUCCAAUCUCUUGAAUCGGAGCAUCCGGAACUGAAGGGUCGCCUUGUAUGGCUAAAAACAGACUUGGGUAGUGUUAAGGGAUGUCAGGAGACGGCGAAGGAGUUCAUAAGCAAGGAGGAGAGGCUGGAUAUCUUGGUGUGCAACGGGGCGGAGUCGAUGACCCCUUGGGAAGUGACUACAGAAGGAGUGGGGAGAACCUUUGCAGUCAACUACCUCGGUCACUUUGCACUCGUCACCUCCCUCCUGCCUAUUCUUGAGCACACCUCCCGCUUGCCGAACGCAGACGUUCGUAUCGUCAACCUCUCCAGUAUGGUACACAGCAGCGCGCCUUCCAUCACAACUUUCUCCAGUCUAGCAGAGUUUAAAGACAUGUGCGGGAAGGCAGACGGCUUCAGGGCCAAAGUUGGCCGGUAUGGACAAAGCAAGCUCGCGCAGUUGUUGUUUACUCGGGAACUCCAGCGGCGGAUGGACGAACAGGGUGUGCCUAUUAUCACUGUCGCCGUUCAUCCGGGAAGCGUUGCCACCAACGGCAGCAAAGGCUUCGUAGGCUCCUUCCUGUUCAACCUCACCUCACCCUUCUUUUUCAUCACCCCAGCCCAAGGCGCCCUCACCUCCCUCUUCAGCGCCACCUCCUCGCUUCUCUCCCCGUCCUCUGCGGACAGGGAGGGCUGGAAGGGAGCGUACGUACUCCCGUUUGGGAAGAAAGGGGAGGCGAGUAAGAAGGCGGGGGAUAAGGAGAUGGGAGCAAGACUGUGGAGCUUGUCCGAGCAAGCGGUGAAGGAGAUUGACGAGAAAGGAUGUAUUAGUGUGUAGGGGUUAUAAGGACUCUCGUACGAACAUGCCAUCAAGUAUGUUGCCGUACACAUGACAACUUUU